This is a messenger RNA of Penicillium subrubescens, 978 nucleotides long. Its product is annotated as SDR family NAD(P)-dependent oxidoreductase. Lineage: Eukaryota; Fungi; Ascomycota; Eurotiomycetes; Eurotiales; Aspergillaceae. Gene Ontology annotation, molecular function: oxidoreductase activity; zinc ion binding. The transcript has 3 exons. The record is from RefSeq and is a predicted model, not a curated record. The annotation marks the transcript as partial.
GGAAACUGGGAAGUACUCGUCGAAGUGAAGUACACUGGAAUUUGCCAUACCGUAAGUGCUCCCAUCUAUCCAUGCUUCCAAAGCGAGCAGCAGCUGAUGAAGUUCCAGGACAUUGUUGUCAGAGAUGGUGGCAUGCCUAUUGGAGAAUAUCCCGCGGUACUCGGCCACGAGGGAGUUGGAAUAAUUCGAGAGGUUGGAACAGGUGUUAAGGACAAUUCUCUGUCCCCGGGAGACAUCGUUCUAUUGUCCUUUCAUACCUGUGGGCAAUGCGGCCCCUGCGAAGAACGCCGACUCGGCGGAUGUCCGCAUAUGACAGAAGCCAACUUUCUCAACACAGCCCGCUCUGGAGACAGGGGAAAGACUCCAAUUAGCCUCCCCGACGGAACACAUGUCCAUGGACAGUCGGCUUCUGGCCUCGGGCGAGCCACUGCUUUUGCCUUUGCAAAGCAAGGCGCCUCCGUUGUUUGUGCAGAUAUUUCUCCCUUGUCGAGCCAUGGGCAAGCAACACACGGGGUCAUCAUGCAGGAGGGUGGGAGAUGCAGCUUCGUCAAGGCCGAUGUGUCUAGUGAGGAAAGCGUUGAAGCGCUUAUUGAAAACACCGUUCCCGACUUUGGAAAGUUGGACAUAAUGGUCAACAAUGCUGGUGUUGCUCCAGAGGCGCAUUCUCCAAAGCCCAUUUGGAAGACGACUGAAGAAGUAUUCGACAAAACCCACAGAAUCAAUGUACGGGGUGUCUUCCUCGGAUGCAAAUAUGCUGGCCUCCAAAUAAACAAAGGACAAAGAGUUGGUUCUAUCAUUAAUGUGGCGUCCGUCCUGAGUGUGCUGGGAAAAUCUGGUACACCUGCCUAUGCAGGGUCCAAAGGAGCGGUCAUUUCGAUAAGUAGAGCGGCAGCAAUGGACUUCGCGCACACAAUAUUUCCUGCAACGCGAUACUUCCUGGAUGUAGGUGGUACAACACAGUAUGAAUUAGUGUAUUAG